CAUGCAUUCUGGGAACUUUUAGGUAAAUGCUUUAUGCAAAUAUAUGAUUUAGCCUAUGAUAAAACCUAAACUAUAUAACUUUGGAGUGUGACUCUGUCUACUACAUUACUAUGUAAAGGGCAGGAUGAGGACUGAUCACAUAAGACUGUAUGUGUGGAGCAGCUCACUAUGUGCUCUCUUCACCCCUCCCCUCUCUCUCUCUCUUUUUUUCCAUAUCCUCAAGCAGGGAGGAUGCUUCUAAAGCUGCUGCUCUGAGAGAGUCUUUUUCAGGACAUUCUCAUAAUUCUUGUGUAUUCCAUUAGUUGUAACCAAUAAGUGUCCAUGUCAGGAGACUGCUUUUGAGCUGGAUUCCUCUGUCUUUUGCACUUGGGUUAAGCUCCUUCAAAGCAGCCUAUUACAUUCAGCUAUGCCCUUCAGCUCCAGAGGAAGACUAUUUAAAAGCAUGGAAGUGGACUAGCACAGAGACUUAGGGAGUUAAAUGCUCAUUACACACUGUGAGAGAACAGGUGUCUGUUGUCCCAAAGGAUGAAAAUCUUGAGACGCUUCCGGAGGCAAAGCAGCUGGAGAAUAAUGGCUAUGGUGAGAUCCUCACUCCAGAAAGUGAUGCUUCUUCUGCACAGAGUCCAAACUGUGACUUUCACAUCACCAAGAUAUCAGAAACUGUGCAAGGAUACUCAGACAGAGAUUGUCAACAACUGUGGUUUCUCCAGAAAGAGGACCAGGGACCAGUCACAGGGUUUCACAGGAAUCAGCUCUGAUGAAAAUAAUCACACAUAUGAAAAUUUUGUCUUUUCUAACAGGGACUGUGUGGAACUUCACAGUGAGAGUGGAGCAGGCUUAAUGACUCUACUGGAGGAUCUCUGGUUCUGGGCAAAGCUGAAAGAUGAAGAACUUACCAGUCAUAGCACUACUGGAGAUGAUACUAAUAAUCUACUGGAGCAACAAGAUUACUGUAUGGCUCUGCAGAGGCAGCUCAGCAAUCGAAGGCAGGAUUUUGAAAGCCCACCGAAGCAGCUGUGUCUGUUGCCUCUUCAGAAUACGGAUAAUCUGAGUGAAAGCAACGUGAAAGAAGAAGCAGAGCCUGCUCUGAAGGAGGAGAUGUGGCUGGCUCAAGCUGUGCUGGAUGAGGCCAGGGAUGUCCAGCAUCACUGGGAUCAGUUCUAUUUUAACACAGCCAGCUGGCAGCAGCAGGUCAGCUGGGUACUGAGAAAACUGCAGGACCUCCAGGAUGCCAUGCAUCAGCUUGACUUGGGCUUGGCAGAGAUGGAGAAUAAGUGGGAGGGAUGUUGCUCAGAUGGACAUACACUGGACAGAUAUAUGCUGGACGAUGUUGAGGAGAGUGCACCAGUGAUGAAUCAGCACAGAAACUUCGUAGUUGCUCAAAUUGAUAACAGACUGUUGUCUCAAGACUUCUUAUCUGUCUCUGUUCACUACCCAUGGCAGAGGGCAGUGUUUCAGAACAGUGUUCCUUAUUACAUCAAUCAUGAAAAACAGACCACAUCAUGGGAUCAUCCAAUGAUGACUCAACUAUUACAGUCAAUGACUGAGCUCCGGCAUGUGCGAUUUUCAGCGUACCGCACAGCUCUGAAGAGCCGCAGAGUCCAGAAAGCCUUGUGUUUGGACCGUUUGGAGUUGGCCAUGGCUCACGGUGUCUUUGAACAACAUCAGCUGACUCAUAAUGAGCACGUUUUGGAGGUUCCAGCCAUCAUUACCUGUCUACUGACAAUAUACACUGAAAUUCAGCAGGUGUGUCCAGAGCUCAUCAAUAUUCCGCUGUGUGUGGACCUGUGUCUUAACUGGCUUCUGAACGUUUAUGACAGGGAUCGAAGUGGGAAAAUUCAAAUACUGUCCAUGAAAGUUGGGCUUCUUUCUCUUUCAAAAGGACACCUUGGAGAAAAGUAUAAAUAUCUGUUUACUCAGGUGGCCAGCUCUGCAGGAGUGUGUAACCCAAAACAGCUGGCACUGCUGCUACACACCACUAUCCAGAUCCCCUACCAGCUGGGUGAAGCCGCUGCCUUCGGAGGAAGUAAUGUGGAGCCAAGCGUUCACAGUUGCUUUCAGCAUGUGGGUGAUAAGGACACAGUUGAGCUGGAGCAGUUUGUGGAGUGGAUGCAUCUGGAGCCUCAGUCCAUGGUGUGGUUGCCGGUGCUGCACAGACUGGCUGCAGCCGAGACCGCCAUGCACAAGGCCAAGUGUAACAUCUGUAAAGAGUGCCCCAUGGUGGGAUUCAGGUAUCGCAGUCUGAAGCAUUUCAACUAUGAUGUGUGUCAAAGGUGUUUUUUCACUGGAAGAACUACUAGAAGUCACAAAUUAACCUAUCCUAUGGUGGAAUACUGCACUCCUACCACCUCUGGGGAAGAUGUGCGUGAUUUCACCAAAGUGCUGAAAAACAAGUUUCGCUCUAAGAAGUACUUCAGUAAACACCCACGCCUUGGAUACCUGCCAGUCCAGACCAUUGAUCUAGACAUGAAUGAAGAAUACACACACAGCCAAAUGUCCAUGCAGUCCCCUCAGAGGACAUGUUGUGUGCAGCGUGUGCAGGACAGCAGACAUGUGAGAUCAGGCACACACCAGACAGAUGACCUUUCAGGAAGAAGUGAAAAGCAAGUACCCUGUCACUGCAUUUGUCUGACUACACAAUAGUGUUGUAAAUACUAUUUACAGCAUUAGGAUAGAUCUGGCCACAGAUUUGUCCUCCUGUGUGGUUAUGAAGCAAAGAUACACAUCAGAUCCUUCUGAAGUCAGAUAGAACUACAUCGUUUCUUUUUCUAUUUUAGAUUCUGUGACAUUGUUUUGUGUUAAGCCUGCCUCUUUAUGAACAUGAAGUAAUGAGAGUCAUUAUGAUGUUACACAUCUCAUCAAAUGUAUAUAAUAUUCCAAAACGUUUUUUUCUUUCAGUAAUGCAUUUUGUAUUUGUUUAUUUCAUUUGUUGUAGUAACGCAGAUUUCAGUGUUAGUGACUAAGACGUUACGCUGACUGUGAGCCACAAUAAAAACAGUGUGUCUUUUAAACCCUAUUCUACAGCUUAGCGAGAAUUUGGAUCAUUCAACAAUUGCAUAUUCACCGUUAUCAUCACAUCGUCAAUACAGCAUCAGAGAUAAAAGGAUUUUAAAUAGAUAUAAUGGAAAAUUAAAUAGAAAAAAAGGCUUCAAGAGGAAAGAUCACGGUACUCAAACCUCAAAUAUUGCAAGAUGUUUCGUUUUGUUUGCUUUUAAGAUUCCGCUUACUAAAGAGCAUGUUUGUGUUGGAUACAACAACAGAACACAAUCAAUCUUUUCAGAUUCAUCUGCAUAUUGGACUUGUUUAUGAAUGCCAUGCAGUUCAAAAGUUACCACUGCAUACAAUUAUGCUGCUUUUUGAUUAAAGGGAGAAGUUCUUAUUUUAAUUUCACCAUAAUUACAUUUUGUCACUGAACUCAUUUAACAUUAAUGAGACAUAUUCUUCUGUGAUUUGUUUGUGAGUCUAUUUAUAAUUAUACCCGCUAGAGUGAUUGCUUAAUUUUGUUUCCCCUCCGCCUGCUGACACUCUGUCAUUAUACUUUAAAAUAAAAGAUCAUUCAUUUUUCUAUCAGUUAUUAUAGCGAGUAAGCCUGUCUCGGUCCUCUACAGCCACCAUCUCUGACAUCAAGUGGAAAAAUGUAAAAUGAAAAAGAUUUGAUUAUCUAAACUCAACCUUUCUGUGCCUGAAUGUGCUGCGUCAACCGGAAAUUUUAUUGACACGCAUUUUAUUUAUACCAUUAAUUAUAAAAUUAUAUUAAUUCUAUAAAAUGUAUAUACAAUAUUACAUUUAGAGAAAAUCAUAUUCGUACAUUUCUCCUGUUAUCACUUGGCUGAGGAUAGCUGUCAAAAAGGCAGUGCCACAGUCCACAUUUAUUAACUCACUCACUCAGCAUAAUCAUGUGGAGGACAUGUUAUUUGAUUAUACUGACCAAGAAAGCCGGUGGCUUUUCAGUGUGUCAUGAAGGGAAAAAAAAUGACUUAUCAUAAGCAGUGGAAUGACUCAUCACUAUCCAUGUGCUUGUUUAAAAGAAAUCCAAUUGGAAAUUAUAUAUUCUGUGUCUGAAAGCCAAGCAAGCCCUCAGGCACUUGAUGCUCCACAAACAAAUGUUCCAGAGUCACCUGAGCAGAUGAAAUUGCCAGGGCUCAAAUCACGUAUUUGAUCAGUUUGACCACCGGAUUAAUCAGUCUAUUGAUGACUCACACACUAAAUAUUGUAUUUUGCCCCAGCACUGUCAAAUAUAUUUAAGUUUUGAAGCUAUAUCCAUCAGCAUGCCCUUUUCAGACAGCAGCUGGCUUAUUACAGCUGGGUAAUGUCAUUCAGAGUAAGAGACCCUGACCUUUUCUCUAUUUAUUCUUAAAAUCAAAUCCCAUUUCUGAAGAACUUACAGUCGAGCAUUUGUAUUCAGAAAUGGAGAGCCCCAUGCUCAAAGUUCAUGCCUUAUCAAUUAAGACAUGAUUUAAUUAUGUAACCUGUUAUUAAUAUAAGCACACUGGCUCGCUGCUCUUUCACAAUCUGCCCAAUACAGCUUUGUGUUUAUGAAGCAAACCCUUUCUGUUUAUUGUAGAGGUCAAACAGCAGAUUGAAAGGCCACAGCCCUGCAUACGGUGCUGAUUUCUCAACGUCGUCACUGCUGAUUUAACUCCUGAAGGCCUUGUUAACUACAUCACAUAACUACAUAACACUACUGCCACCUAGUGGUGAGAAAUAAACACUGCGUCUAUAUUUCCCUUAUAAAGAAACUUAACUUCAUAAUUUCAUUAACACCUUUUAUGUUGAGGAAAUAAACCUCCUUCAAUUAGUCAAUUUUUUUGCACAUUGCCAAUCAAAAGUUUUCACACUCUAUAUUAACAAUUUCCAUUAGACUUUAAAUACUGGGCUUGUUUUAAAAGGCUCUAAAAUAAUAGGUAUUAAGUGAAUUGAGGAAUGUUUUAUACUUUUUUUUUUUUUUAAAUUUAAUGUAGGCCUAAGGCUUUAUAGCUCUAAGCACUGUAGCUCACAACAUAAGAAAUAUUUUUUUUUUAAAAAUUAAAUAAAUAUUAAAACAGUUUUUCAUUUUAAAUCAACGUGCAAUCAACACCAACAGGCUUUAUAUUCAUUUUAUUAUGUAUUU
Messenger RNA from Hemibagrus wyckioides, 5110 nucleotides. RefSeq names its product utrophin-like. Gene Ontology annotation, cellular component: plasma membrane. NCBI's taxonomy places the organism in Eukaryota, Metazoa, Chordata, Actinopteri, Siluriformes, Bagridae. The record is from RefSeq and is a predicted model, not a curated record. The coding region runs from base 526 to 2643 and encodes 705 amino acids. Gene Ontology annotation, molecular function: protein binding; zinc ion binding. The transcript is spliced from 16 exons. Gene Ontology annotation, biological process: synaptic signaling.